AUGGAGCCAAGUCGUUACUCUGUUCUCAUAGUUGAUCGUUCUUCAAGUGAAAGAACUUAUCACCAAGCUUCUCACUUUUCCGAUUCUGAGGAUUCUACAAGUUUAAAUCUUUCAUUUUUAGCUGCUUGCGAUGACGGGUGCAUUUGCGAGAGCAAAAAACAAAAUAUUGAUGACAUUGUUAAAAUUUUUUUAUCCAUUUUCUCUGAAGUUACAACUGUUCCGUCAGGUAGAAAAGCACUAUCAGUAUUAAAAGAUAGAUCUGUAGGAUGUCCUCCUACGAUAUUAUUAAUAGACAUUGAUCACACCGAAGGUGUUAGUCGUGAUUUAUAUGCACGAAAGAAUUCAUUUAUUGUACCUGAUUCGAUGCAUUCUAUACACCUCGAAGAGUUUACAACAACAAGAGACACUUUAUAUGGUCUAGAGUUUUUAAAUUAUGUAUCAAGGGAAAUUUCCAAAGGAUUGUUGGAACAAGUCAUUCCGAUAGUAUGCUCAUGGAGAGAUUCUUUUGAUGUAAUUCUUGAUUGUAUAAAUAAAGGUGCUUCAGAUUAUCUAAUAAAACCUAUUAGACCUGAAGUUGCAAAGACUAUAUUUUUGAAUGCACAUAGGUUUGUUAUUUCGGGUAACAGGUCACCAAUAACUCCAGCUACAAUGGAUUAUUUUCGAAGACCUGCAAUACGGCGUAGUUUCUCUUUCGAGCAGAGGCUUGAAGAAUUUUAUAUUAGAGAUAAUUGGCUAGCAAGAGCUAUCACUGAAUAUUAUACUCCUCCUGAAUCUAUGAUGAAUAUACCUUUUUCCCCAAGCCAGGCUUCUGAAUUAGAGCGAAGAAAUGUUCUUAAAAAUAAAUUAUCUGAAUGGGAUUUUAAUCCUCUAUCACUAGAUGACGAUGAGUUGUUAAAAUGCGUCUUUAUCAUAUUUGAUCAUGUAAUGUCUCUUGAUGAACUCAAAGAAUUAAAUGUGAAAACAGAUCAAUUACAUCGACUCCUUGUGGCAAUUCGUCAAUCUUACUAUGAUACGAAUCCCUACCAUAAUUUUACUCAUGCUGUCGAUGUUUUACAAGCAAUGUUUCUAUUUUUAUGUAAAAUUGGUCUCCUACCUCCUUUUUUUUCUUCAAAGAGACGAAGUAUUAAUUCUAAUCAGCAACGUUGCCGCCCUAAUGAUCAACUAACUGUUAUCGACGCAUUCGCUUUAUUAUUGGCUACCAUUGGACACGAUGUCGAAUUUCGUAAAGUCAUAGUGAGUGCAAUACUUGCUACCGACAUGUAUUUACAUAAUGAUUACGUUAAUAAAAUAAAAGAGGAAACAAAAAAAUUUGAGUCUCUCGAAACAAAAUUUCUUGAUAAACCUAUGCAAGAAAAGAUUCGGAAUACUAUGAUCGGCGCUUGGUCGAACGUUCUACUUGACGAAUUCAAAUGUCAAGGUGAUUUGGAAAGAAAACUCGGCCUCCCCAUUGGUCCAAUGAAUAAUAGACAUGGAGAUAUUACUCAAUCAGAAUCUCAGAUAAAGUUCAUUGACUAUUGUGCGCUGCCAUUGUUUAAGUGCGUGGGUGAUUUGGUACACGAAAUGAAAUUUUGCGUACCUUAUCUCGAACAAAAUAAGAAACAAUGGCAAGAGCACCAUGAAAAUCACAAUAAUGAUACUCAUUCAUUAAAACAUAAGAAUUCAGGUAAUAAUAUCCGUUCAUUAAAACACAAUAGCUCUAGUGACUCUGGGGUUAUUGUUUCAUACGAUAGUCGUAAAAGUUCUCCAAUUACUGCGGUUCCAGCAGCUAGGACCAUGCACCAUCGAUCAUCGGUAACUUAUUUAAGACAAAUCCCAAAUUUACCUGAUGGACCUGAAACGGAGGACUGGUUUAAAUCUAAUGAAGUUCUUAGCACGACAGGUGCUUCAGAUUCUCCAUUAAAUUCACGUCAUGAUGCUCAAAAAAAUUCGAAUUGGCCAAUUUUUUCCCGAAAUAAUAAUCGUUCACUUUCAAAUGUGGUUUACGCCUCUACAUACACCUCUACAGACAAUGUAUCAAAUCAAAACAAUGUGAAUGACAAAUUCACGAUAUGCUGUUGUAUUCAAUAG
Messenger RNA from Dentiscutata heterogama, 2067 nucleotides. The record is from the annotation of a GenBank genome assembly. NCBI's taxonomy places the organism in Eukaryota, Fungi, Glomeromycota, Glomeromycetes, Diversisporales, Gigasporaceae.